This is a messenger RNA of Poeciliopsis prolifica (blackstripe livebearer), 1401 nucleotides long. RefSeq lists its product as uncharacterized. NCBI's taxonomy places the organism in Eukaryota, Metazoa, Chordata, Actinopteri, Cyprinodontiformes, Poeciliidae. The transcript is spliced from 6 exons. Bases 58 to 864 code for a protein of 268 amino acids. The record is from RefSeq and is a predicted model, not a curated record.
CUAAAAUUGUCUCACAAGAGGGAAAAAACUCUUUACAGGCGCUGACACUUGGUGAAGAUGAAGAUUCUCAUUAUGCUGUUCUGCCUUUUGCAAGAGAACUGCCUCCUAAAAGCACAGCCGAGGACUGAGGAGGUUCAGCACAUUGUGCUGAGACUCGUGUUUCCUCCAUUUUACAACGGCUACAACAAGUCCUGCUGUAAACUGUAUCCUGGCCAAUGCUACAAAGUGCUGGACAGUGCAGGGUACACCUGUGAUUCACUGAGGGGAAGAGUCACCACAACGAAGGAAGACGGGUGGAUCGAGUUCAGGAUUUCAAACGUGCAGGUCGGAGAUGCUGGUUAUUACAGAUGUGCCGUUCUGGGAAGCCAGAACCGAAUUUAUUCCGACUAUUAUGUGGAGGUGUUUGAAACCUCUGAUCACUACAGCAAGUCUCAGUUUCCACUGACAACCACAGCAGUCAUGGUCCCAAACAGCUUCACAACACUCCUGGCAUCUACUGUACUGGUCCCAGUACAGGACUUCAGAGACAAUGACAGACCCUCCUGGAAUUUUAGCAUUCCGCUCUUGGUCACUGUGUCCAUCGCAGCAAUGAUCUUUGUUGUAUCUGUUGUUGUUGUUGCUGUUUGCUGUAAAGUCAAAGCAAAACGCAAAAAGUCAAACAUAUAUGGAGAAGCUCUGUGUGAGUCACAGAAACAAGACGCUCCGGAAAUGAGUGGAAUCGUCUAUGCAACAUUCGACUUUAAGCCUCGUCAGAAACCUGAGGUGGUGUAUGCAAACCUGGAAGAGCACAGAACUGGGGAAAGCAUCUCUCAAGCGGACAAUGCCGGGACAGUGGAGUACUCCAGAUUGGCAAUCCAGCUGUGAUCCGAAUUGUCUUAGGGUCUAGUCCUCUAGAGCUGCAGUCCUGCAACUUUUAUGUGCCUCUGCUCCAACACAGCAGAAUCAAAUGAUUGGCUCAUUACCAGGUCUCUGCAGAGCUGAAUGAAACUUGGUGUGGAUUUUCAGCUGUCUGAUUUAGGCGUCUGAAAGUGGCAGGAUGGUAGGUGUUCAGGACUGGACUUUGGCACUGCCAACUUGAAUAGUUUGAUAUUUUUUUACAAACUUAUAUGUGUUUAUUAGUAUUGAGAUAGACCAACAGAAAGUAAUGCGUAAUUGUGAAGAUGAAGGUAAACAAUAAACAUUGUUAAGACAUUUUUUAAACUCAGACUCUGAGCUGUGGUUUACAUUGAUAUUCUACCUCCCCAACUUAACACUCUACACAACCAGCUUUUGGUUCAGGUAUCUCUGUAAAUCUUAGGGUGCCUCUUUAAUUAUUUGAUUUUUAGUUAAGGUUGCAGUGAGUAACCAUUCAUUUUCAUUUUGCAGUCAUGGACUACGUUGUGCUGGUCUAUCAAAUAAAAG